CUGCUCCUCAAAUACCGCAACAAGCAGCCGACCCACCAGGCAGAGAUGCUGGAGAUCGUCAGCAAAGAUUACCAGGACGACUUCCCAGUGAUCUUGGCCCUAGCCUCCGAGUGCAUGAGGCUGGUCUUUGGCGUGGACGUGAAGGAAGUGGACCCCAGCGACCACUCCUACAUCCUGGUCACGGUCCUGGGUCUCACCUGUGAUGGGAUGCUGAGCGGUGAGCAUGGCAUGCCCAAGACCAGCCUCCUGGUGCUGCUACUGGGGGUGAUCCUCCUGGAGGACGACUGUGCCCCUGAGGGGGAGGUGUGGGAAGCGCUGGGGGUCAUGGGGGUGUAUGCUGGCAAGGAGCACAUCAUCUAUGGGGAACCCAGGGAGCUCCUCACCAAAGUCUGGGUGCAGGAAGGGUACGUGGAGUACCGGCAGGUGCCCGGCAGCGACCCUGCCCGCUACGAGUUCCUGUGGGGUCCCAGGGCCCAUGCCGAAACCAGCAAGUUGCAAGUGCUGGAGUAUUUGCUCCAGGUCAAUCACAGGCAGCCCGGUUCCUCCCUGAUCCUGUCUGAAGGAGCUGUGAGUGAUGAGGAAGAGGGGGCCUGA
This is a messenger RNA of Neomonachus schauinslandi (Hawaiian monk seal), 594 nucleotides long. Its product is annotated as melanoma-associated antigen 9-like. The transcript has a single exon. Gene Ontology annotation, cellular component: nucleus. The annotation marks the transcript as partial. NCBI's taxonomy places the organism in Eukaryota, Metazoa, Chordata, Mammalia, Carnivora, Phocidae. The record is from RefSeq and is a predicted model, not a curated record. Gene Ontology annotation, biological process: negative regulation of transcription by RNA polymerase II.